This is a messenger RNA of Rattus rattus (black rat), 909 nucleotides long. Its product is annotated as olfactory receptor 1013-like. The record is from RefSeq and is a predicted model, not a curated record. Gene Ontology annotation, molecular function: odorant binding; olfactory receptor activity; G protein-coupled receptor activity. Gene Ontology annotation, cellular component: membrane. Lineage: Eukaryota; Metazoa; Chordata; Mammalia; Rodentia; Muridae. Gene Ontology annotation, biological process: sensory perception of smell; G protein-coupled receptor signaling pathway.
AUGGAUCAUAAUAACACUGUUAGUGAGUUCAUCAUGUUGGGAUUCACAACAGAUCCUGUGAUGCAGAAGGUCCUGUUUGCAGUGUUUCUUAUUGUGUACACAUUGACUUUGAUAGGAAAUUGUUCCCUCAUUAUGUUAAUCUGCAAUGACUCCAGGCUCCACACAACCAUGUAUUUCUUCAUUGGAAACCUAUCAUUCCUGGACCUUGGAUUGUCUUCUGUCUACACACCUAAGAUCCUAGGAACCUGCAUCUCUGAAGACAAGAGCAUCUCCUUCGCUGGUUGCGUGACUCAGUUCUUCUUCUCAGCUGCACUGGACUAUACCGAGUGUUACCUUUUGGCUGCCAUGGCUUAUGACCGCUAUGUGGCUAUCUCAAAGCCACUGCUUUACUCACAAGCCAUGUCUUUAAAGCUGUGUGUGUUUUUUGUGGCAGCCUCAUAUCUGGGUGGUUUCAUUAACUCUGUGAUCAUCACCAAAGACACAUUUGCCUUGACUUUCUGCAGUGACAAUGUGAUUGAUGACUUUUUCUGUGAUAUCCCACCUCUGGUGAAGCUCGCCUGUGGCAAGAAGGACAGCUUUCAGUCUGUGUUAUUCUUCCUCUUGACUUCCAAUGUCAUCAUCCCCAUUGUGUUCAUCCUGGCCACCUACCUCUUCAUCAUUGCCACUAUUUUGAGGAUCCGCUCCACCAGGGGCCUCAAGGCUUUCUCCACCUGCUCCCACCUUAUUUCUGUGACCUUGUACUAUGGCUCCAUUCUCUACAUCUAUGCUCGGCCCCGGUCCAGCUACUCUUUAGAUAGAGACAAAAUUGUUUCAACCUUUUACACAGUGGUUUUCCCCAUGUUGAAUCCCCUGAUCUAUAGUCUGAGGAAUAAGGAUGUGAAAGAGGCCCUGAAUAAAUUGUUCAAAUAA